AUGCUGGCCAUGGCACUCUUCAAUUCUCCGGAAAGAUCAUCUUCUCCUCAAUUUGCAGGGUGCAUCGACCCCUCGACGUUCAACUCGAUAGUUCAUAGAGAUUCUUACGGGCUUUUAUCAAAGCAAGAGAAUAAUACAGCUUGUCUGGAAUUAUGCGGUAACAAACGAUUCAGCUAUUCGUAUUUCCUUCCACGCACUUCAGAAUGUUAUUGCACGAAAACCGAAUCGAUCGAUCCUUAUCAGAUUGAAAGUGGUUGUGAUAAUCUAGGAGGGUGUAAUUCUUGUCAAGCUAUUGUAACAUACCUCCAUUCUCCCCUCACAUUCACCUCCUGCUACUCCCUCCUAUUCGGUAAACCAUUUCUGGAUUUCCAAGCCGAGACACUCGACAGCUGCUUAUCGAUCUGUUCGACCGACAUAUACGAUACAGAGGUCGUAGGUGUUCGAUCGACUCAGGGAACGGAGGGAAACUGGGGUUGGAAAUGCGGUUGUUAUUCCGGUAGAAAUCAAGGCGCAUACAAAGAUAAAUACAAGAUGAAUUGUGGGAAAGAGAGUAUAUGGAGGUUUGAAGUUCCUCGAAAGGAACUGAGGUUUCAGUAG
Kwoniella mangroviensis CBS 8507 is the source of this 597-nucleotide messenger RNA. RefSeq lists its product as uncharacterized. NCBI's taxonomy places the organism in Eukaryota, Fungi, Basidiomycota, Tremellomycetes, Tremellales, Cryptococcaceae. Bases 1 to 597 code for a protein of 198 amino acids. The transcript has 3 exons. The record is from RefSeq and is a predicted model, not a curated record.